UGAUUGUUCAAACAGAGGCCGGAGUGUGAGGGUUCCCUCCAUCUUUACCGGGAAAACAAACCGCUCGUUUCUGUUAGUUAUCCCAUUCUCUCUCUCCCUCAGCACAAAACACCAAGCCCCAAAUUCUUGAACAAAAAACAAGAAUUCAAUCAUUAUUAUCCCUACUGUUAUGGAUAAAAAAGAGAAGGCGAAAGAGAGAAGAGAGAAGCGGCGCCAAGAGAUCUCUCUCCUCCGCACCAUUCCCUAUUCCGAUCACCAAAGAUGGUGGACCUCCGAGACUAUUGCAGUGGUAACUGGUGCAAAUCGAGGAAUUGGAUUUGAGAUUGUGCACCAACUUGCAUUGCAUGGAUUGACAGUUGUUCUCACAUCACGAGAUACUGGCGUUGGUGAAGAAGCAGCCAAGGUCUUACAAGAAGGAGGCUUGAAUGUGGUGUUUCAUCAACUAGACAUUGUGGAUCCUUCGUCAAUUGAAGCCUUCACAGAAUGGAUUAAAGAAAACUAUGGUGGUAUAGAUAUACUGAUAAACAAUGCUGGAGUGAACUAUAAUGCCGGAUCAGAAAAUUCUGUGGAAAAUGCUGAAAAAGUUAUUGCUACCAACUACUAUGGGACCAAAAAUAUGAUCAAAGCUAUGAUUCCUCUUAUGAGACCCUCAGAUGCAGGUGCUCGAAUCGUCAAUGUCAGUUCCAAACUGGGAAGAUUGAACGGAAGGCGAAAUAGAAUUGAAAAUGAUGAAGUGAGAAAAAAACUGGGAGAUGAUGAGGCACUAUCUGAGGAAGUAAUUGACCAAAUAAUGGAUACAUUCUUGGAACAAGUAAAAGAUGGCAGUUGGACUGAUGGUGGAUGGCCUCAAGUUUUCACAGAUUAUUCUUUGUCAAAGCUGGCAGUUAAUGCAUACACAAGGCUGAUGGCGAGGAUAUUCUCAGAAAGGCCAGAAGGUCAGAAGAUAUACAUCAAUUGCUACUGCCCAGGGUGGGUGAAGACUGCUAUGACUGGCUGGGCAGGACAUGUUAGCCCUGAGGAUGGGGCUGAUACUGCCGUGUGGCUUUCUUUGCUUCCAGAACAAUUUAUAACUGGCAAAUUUUUCUCUGAAAGGCGCGAGAUACAUUUCUAAAGCAGAGAUUGGUGCUUUGUAUAAAUUACAUUGCAGUUGCAUUUUUCCAUCAAAAGAAUGGACAACAGGUGAAGGGACGCUGCUGCUAUAAAGUACUUUUACCUUCUAUCUUAGGGGAUUGGCUGCUUAAAUAUGGUCUGUUGGAAGUGGAUAUAGAUAGGAAAAAUACUUGUGCUGACUGAUUUUUUCUCGAGACGAGUUCACAAAGGAUGCUAGAACAGAACAAUGCCGUUUCUCUGCAUCACAUUGCCGGGGCUCACUGUAAGGAAUCUAGUUUUGUUUGCUUCAGUAACCACAGAGCAGUGAGAUUUAAUCAGAAUUAUUUCAUUUGUUGUUUUUGAGACUAAGGUUUGUUGUUGCAAGUUUUAAUGAAUUUGAUGGAAUGAAAUUCAUAUGAGUAUUCAUUAUGUAAAAUUUGCUUCCAUGAAUGUUGAGAACACAAGGUUCAGAUACAUGGUUUAGCAACAUAUUGAUCCAUAUGAAGAAGAUUAUAGUUUCAUGGA
Molecule: messenger RNA, 1614 nt
Organism: Sesamum indicum (sesame)
Lineage: Eukaryota; Viridiplantae; Streptophyta; Magnoliopsida; Lamiales; Pedaliaceae
Product: NAD(P)-binding Rossmann-fold superfamily protein
Cellular component (GO): membrane
Molecular function (GO): oxidoreductase activity, acting on the CH-OH group of donors, NAD or NADP as acceptor
Source: RefSeq, a predicted model, not a curated record